Molecule: messenger RNA, 9653 nt
Organism: Hemicordylus capensis (graceful crag lizard)
Lineage: Eukaryota; Metazoa; Chordata; Lepidosauria; Squamata; Cordylidae
Gene: DISP3
Product: dispatched RND transporter family member 3
Exons: 21
Coding region: 1118-5140 (1340 amino acids)
Cellular component (GO): membrane
Source: RefSeq, a predicted model, not a curated record
AACACAGGAUGCGUAAAAGCCCCGUUACGCAAUGGCCCAAACGACCCGUUUGGCGAGGUCAAACAGGACUCGGUUGGGUGCGCUCCGGGCGCAGGCAACGGCGCGGGGGCUCCCUUUCUCCCCCUCCUGCAGGCGAAGCGGUGGUAGGGGCCGGGGCUUCGCAAGCCCAUCUGCCUGACCGAGUAUAAAAGCUGCGGCAGCCGCUGCUGGAAGCCUGUAAGCCGGCUGUUGCUACCCUGUGCUGGGCUUGGAGAGGAGGGCGUUGCGCGGGCGGGCGGGCGCGCUUUGGGGAGCCGAGGCAGGAGGGCUUUCAGCAGCCAGGUAGCUCCCGAGCCUCUCGCCCGGCCGGGAGGUUGCGUGCGAUCCUGUGGUGCAGCCCGCAGAUUUUAAUUUGUUUCGCUGGGCGGGGUGGGGGCGGUCGCCUUUCUGCUUUGGCUGGCUUUGCGCCAGGGGUCGUGUUGGAGAGCGCUUUGUUGAGCGCGGGGGAGAAGGCAGAUGUCGUGGCUUGUCCCGGAUUGCUGCGAUCUGGCGGGCGGGGGCUGCUGUGUGUAGCCCUUGGCAUGCUCCCUGCCUGCUGGACUGGGGGAGGAAAGAGGGGGAGAGAGUUGUCGCCCCGCUCCCUGCCUCUCUGGGUCGCAUUGUAGCACCGGGCGGCGGGGUGGGAUCUGCCUUUGGAGGCUGCCUGUCCUGCAUCUACAUCUGGCGAUAAAAAGGCUGGCGCCGCUGUGGCGCGGGUGGCAGCGCGUGUGCUUCUGGAGUUCUUCUGUGCCUGCGGACGCGUCCUGCGCUCGGCCCUCCAAAGCGCCCAGACUGGCGAGCGAUGCGGGAUGCGUGAUGCCGCCUGUGCGUUGAGGGCGUCUGGGUCCCUGCGUCUUCCAGGGAGCGGGGGUCCUCUCCAGGUCCUCUUGAAAGCGGUCUCCUCUGGGGUGCGGGCGGAGUUCUGAGCCGCCCCCCCCCCCCGGGGCGCUCACUAGGCGGAGGAGGAAGAAGAGAGGCCGGCUGUCCCGAUUCCGAAUCCAGCCGGGGGAGUCCCUUUCCUGGAACCAGGGAGCGGGAGGGACCUUGCUCUUCCGGCGUCCGAAGAGAGUUCCCAGACAAGCCGGGUCAGGGUUUAAGGAUGGAUGCGGAGGACGACCCCUUGUUACAAGAUGCCUGGUUGAAUGAAGAGGAGGAGGUCGCCUUUGGCCCCUGUAAAAGAACCGAAGGCCCCCGACUCUGUGGGAAAUGCCAGUGGACGUCCCGGCCACGGCCGCCAGCCACAGCCGUCUUCCCCUCCAGUUUCUGGACCGUUGUGGGUUGGAUCUUCACCAAUCCGUACUCCGCCGGCCUCAUCCUCUUCUUGGGCUGCGCCAUUCCGGCCACCUUGGCCAUCGUGAUGUUCCUGCACUACCCGGCUCUGGACAUCGACAUCUCGUACAACGCCUUCGAGAUCCGCAACCACGAGUCCUCGCAGCGCUUCGACGCCCUCGCCUCGGCCCUCAAGUCCCAGUUCGGCUCGUGGGGCCGUAACCGCCGGGACCUGGCGGAGUUCACUUCGGAGACCUUGCAGAGGCUGAUCUUUGAGCAGCUGCAACACCUCCAUGUCAAUUCCUCGCGGCUGGGCGCGGCGGCCAGGCAGAAGCGGUCCGCGGGCCGGGAGAGGACUCCUCCACCGCCAGCCCAGCCACCCAAGUCCUCCAACCAAACUUCCCGCCAGCUGCGGAAUGCCCCGCCCCACUGGGAGUACCCGAAUUCCGCCAUGAGCGCCAACACCCAAACCCACGCGCAUUGGCGCAUCGAGCUGAUCUUCUUGGCCCGGGGGGACGCCGAGAACAACAUCUUCACCUCCGAGCGCCUGGUCACCAUCCAUGAAAUCGAGCGUAAAAUUAUGGACCACCCCCACUUCCGGGAGUUCUGCUGGAAGCCCCACGAAGUCCUCAAAGACCUCCCGCUGGGUUCCUACUCCUACUGCUCGCCUCCCAGUUCCCUCAUGACUUACUUUUUCCCCACAGAGAGAGGGGGGAAGAUCUACUACGAUGGUCUAGGGCAGGAUUUGGCUGACAUUCGCGGUUCCCUGGAGUUGGCUAUGACCCACCCUGAGUUCUACUGGUACGUGGACGAGGCUCUGUCCGCCGAGAACAUGAAAAGCUCCCUCUUACGCAGCGAGAUCCUCUUCGGAGCGCCCCUGCCCAGUUACUAUUCCGUGGAGGACCGCUGGGAGGAGCAGCGCAGAAAGUUCCAGAGUUUCGUGGUCACCUACGUGGCCUUGUUGGCCAAACAGUCCACAAGCAAGGUCCAAGUGCUUUAUGGUGGGACGGACCUGUUUGACUACGAAGUCAGGAAGACCUUCAACAACGACAUGCUGCUGGCAUUCGUGAGCAGCAGCUGCAUUGCCGUCCUGGUCUACAUCCUAGCUUCUUGUUCAGUGUUCCUGUCUUUCUUUGGGAUUGCCAGCAUUGGUCUCAGCUGCCUUGCCGCCCUCUUUCUCUACCACGUCGUGUUUGGAAUCCAGUACCUGGGCAUCCUGAAUGGAGUUGCUGCCUUUGUCAUCGUGGGGAUUGGUGUGGACGACGUCUUCGUCUUCAUCAACACCUACCGGCAGGCCACCCACUUGAAAGACCUCCAGCUGCGGAUGAUCCACACCAUCCAGACGGCCGGCAAGGCCACCUUCUUCACCUCCUUGACCACGGCUGCGGCAUACGCUGCCAACAUCUUCUCCCAGAUUCCAGCCGUGCACGACUUUGGCCUCUUCAUGUCUCUGAUCGUCUCCUGCUGCUGGGUGGCCGUCCUCUUCACCAUGCCGGCCGCUCUCGGGAUAUGGUCUCUCUACCUGUCCCCCCUGGAAAAUGCCUGCCAAGCUAGCUGCAGCCAGAAGUGUGUGAAGGAGAACACCUUGCACGUCUCGGACGGGCUCUUUGUCUCCUCGGAGGCGGCGGGCGGUGCCGGCUCAGGGACUCUGCCGUACUUGGACGACGACAUCCCCCUCUUGACCGUGGAAGAGGAGCCAGUAACCCUGGAACUGGGGGAUGUGCCCCUGGUCUCCGUGCUGCCCGAGAAUUUCCAUCUCUCCACCAAGAAGAGCACCCAUGGCCACCUGAUAGCAUACUUGCAAGAACUUCUUCACUACUGGGUGCUGUGGUCAGCCGUGAAGAGCAAAUGGGUGAUUGUCGGGCUGUUUGUGAUGGUUCUGCUCUUCUCCAUCUUCUUCGCCAGCCGCCUCCGCCCGGCUAGCCGUGCUCCCCUCCUCUUCCGGCCCGACACCAAUAUCCAGGUGCUGCUGGACCUCAAGUACAACCUGAGCGCCGAGGGCAUCUCCUGCGUCACCUGCUCAGGCUUGUUUCAGGAAAAACCCCGGAGUCUGCAGAAUAAUAUCCGCACCUCUUUGGAGAAGAGGAAACGGGGCUCCGGACCCGCUUGGGGCAAUCUAGCGGUUGCAGCAGGCGACGGAGCUUUGCAGGAUCUCCAGGGGACCGUCUACAUCUUCAAAUCCAAAGGGAAAGGCCGGCCCGCUAUCUACCGGUUCUCCCUUAAUGCCACCGUCCCGGCUCCGUGGCAGACAGUGUCUUCAGGGGACGGGGAGGUCCCCUCUUUCCAGGUGUAUAGAGUUCCGUUCGGUAACUUCACCAAGAGGCUGACAGCUUGUAUGUCCACACUAGGGCAUCUCCAACAGCUGGGCCCCAAGAAGUGGAUGAUGACCAGCUUGUCCUGUGACGCCAAGCGGGGGUGGAAAUUCGACUUCAGUUUCUACGUUGCUGCAAAGGAGCAGCAGCGCACGAGGAAACUCUAUUUUGCCCAGUCACACAAGCCUCCGUAUCACGGCCGCGUCUGCAUGGCACCCCCCGGCUGCCUCCUCAGUUCCAGCCCAGACGGGCCCAACAAAGGGUUCUUGUACGUGCCCAGUGAGAGAGCCUCCCCCAAAACCAAACUGUCGGUCACGUCUGGAUUCAACCCCUGCGGGAACGCUGGCUGCGGGAAACCAGCCGUGCGGCCGCUGGUGGACACGGGAGCCAUGGUCUUCGUGGUGUUCGGGAUACGAGGGGUGAACCGCACCCGUCGGACAGACAACCACGUCAUUGGAGACAUGGGCAGCGUCAUCUAUGAUGAUGGAUUCGACCUCUUCAAAGAAAUUGGCAACUUGUGCUGGAUCUGCAAGACCAUCGCUGGCAACGCCGAGCUGGUCAAGCCGGGAGGAGCUCAGUGCCUGCCCUCGGGUUACAGUAUCUCCUCCAUCCUUCAGAUGCUACACCCGGAGUGUAAAAAUCUCCCCGAACCAAACCUCCUUCCUGGACAACUCUCCCAUGGGGCAGUGGGGGUGAAGGACGGCAAGGUCCAGUGGAUUUCCAUGGCCUUUGAAUCGACCACCUAUAAGGGCAAAUCAUCUUUCCAGACCUACUCCGACUAUCUCAAGUGGGAAAACUUCCUUCAGGAGCAACUCCGUCAGUUUCCGGAAGGUUCCGCGUUGCGCCGAGGUUUCCAGACCUGCGAGCACUGGAAGCAGAUCUUCAUGGAGAUCAUAGGUGUGCAAAGCGCUCUCUAUGGCCUCAUCCUGUCGCUGGUGAUCUGCGUGGCUGCCGUGGCUGUCUUCACCACCCACCUCCUCCUCCUGCUUCCUGUGCUCCUCACCAUCCUAGGAGUCGUCUGCCUAGUGGUGACCAUCAUGUACUGGUCCAGCUGGGAGAUGGGGGCGGUGGAGGCCAUCUCUCUCUCCAUCCUCGUCGGCUCCUCGGUUGACUACUGCGUGCACCUCGUGGAAGGAUACCUGCUGGCAGGGGAGAACCUCCCGCUUCACCUCGCAGAGGACCCCAAUUCCAGCCGCCAGUGGAGGACCAUCGAGGCGGUCCGCCACGUGGGCGUGGCCAUCGUCUCCAGCGCCGUCACCACGGUCAUCGCCACCGUCCCGCUCUUCUUCUGCAUCAUCGCCCCCUUCGCCAAGUUCGGCAAGAUUGUGGCCCUCAACACGGGGGUCUCCAUCCUCUACACGCUGACGGUCAGCACGGCGCUGCUCAGCGCCCUGGGACCCGCCUCCUUCACCCGCAGCCGGACUUCCUUCCUCAAGGCCCUGGCGGGCGUUCUCGUCACCCUGGCGGCGGGCCUCUGCGUCUGCCUGGCGCUGCUGAGGAGCGGAUUCAGAAUCCCCCUGCCCAACGGGACGGUCCUAUAGUUCCACAUCCAACCCCCCCUUCCCAAUGGCCCCUUCCAGUCAAUUUUCUUUCUCGCUUCCCCCCUCUCUUCCAACGUGGAGCCAUGCAAGCAUCUCGGGACGGGGGCGCGGAGGUUAAGUGGAGGAUGCGCACAGGACGCACGAUGGGGUUUGUUGACCGUCCUCGCCACUUCCGGGCUGUUGCGGAGGGGCUGAGAGUCCUACCCCGAGAAGGGCAGUGCUUGGCGUGGAUUAGCAAAGUGUCUGAGAGCCUUCUGGCCCUUUAGCGCCGCCCUGCUGGCCUCCUCGUGCUUUGCUGAAACUUUCCUCUCCGUUCUGGAGGUCUAUGAGGGGUGAGGGGGCCUGAGCCUCCAUGCGGUGGGGGGCGGGGGCGUAGGAAAGGUGAGGGAUGGCAGCAAAAUGAGCUAACUUCCUGUGUGGGCGGGCAGAGAAAUGGGCUCACUUCCUGUGAGCCGAGCAUGAAUUCUCCUUUCCUGCUCCCGACAGAUCAGCUCUUUUGCAUUUCGGUUGGCUCUGCUAAUUCCCGCGUCCGAGUUUUAUAAGGAGAUUUUUUUGUAAGUCCGGAAGAAAACGCAUCCCUGUUCUGUCUUUCCUCUCUCUGAAUUUCCAGGUGCACUUUAUUCCCUACCGCCCCACUGUCUGGUGCUCUGUGUUGAUUUUAUUGGGAUGAAUGGCGAAGCUUUCAUCUGUUGGGGGGAUGCCGUACUCCAAGGAAGCUAUGCAGAAUGUCGUUUCUUUUUUUUUUAAGGUGCCUCCAGGUUUCUCCCCUCCCCACAUCCCAUGACAAGAAAACCUGGGCAGUGUUAUGUAUAUUUUCCUGAGGAUCGUCCUCUGCUUUUGGGGUGCUGAUCGAUGCCGUCCGAUGCCAUUCCGUAAAAAGAUCCAAGUUGCCUUUGCCUGCCUUGCACCUUGGCUUGCUUUGUGUUUUGCUCUUCAAAUUCCGUUUCUAGUCCUCAUGAUGAAACCGUUUCUGAAGUGAGUUGUAGGCCUCUGAGUUGAGAGCUUCGAGGCGAGGUGGCCGUCCGAAUCGGGAAAGAUGGUCAAUGGAUGCCAGGUUUAAGUCCUGACCUGAACAGGAAGUUUUUAUUUGUUUGUUUAUUCGAUUUCUAUACCGCCCUUCCAAAAAUAGCUCAGCCCUUUGCAGCCCUUCCUGUUGAGGAGAACCAAGGCACAGUCAGAAAGGGCAGAGCCGCUCCAGUACCUGGCUGCAGCCUCACAGGCUGCCAUUGCAGCCUGUAGGGGUGUGCAUGAAUGGUUCGUCCUGAACCGGUUCGCCUCGAACCGGGGCUGGUUCAGAAGUUUGCUCGCAAGCCGAACCAGGGACAUCCUGUAGUCUUGGAGAGUUGGCUCAUGCCUCCGGGAAAACUGCCCUUCAGUGCAGGAAGUUGAGCACUAGGAUCUGUGAGCCGUCUCCUGUUGAGGUUCCGUGAGGCUCGGAUCUGGCAGGGACACAAAUGUAUGGUGUCAGCCGGCACGGCUGCCAGAAUCGUCUUUCCGUCCCCCUCCCACCCGCCGCACGAUUCCGCCCUCUCCUCCGCCCUCUGCCGCCUCCUGCUCCGAGCAGAUGGCUCGUAUUAAACUGCAAACCAGGUCCAUUAACAAGUACAUUUGAAGCAUCGCUGAUUUCAUCAUAUUCUUAAGGCUGGAAUAACGAAGCAGCUGCAUUGGUAUGCAGAUCAGCUGUUCCCCCGGCAGAAGAAGAGGUGGGGAGUCUACCGAGGGCUGCACGGUAAAUAUUAAUUACAGGAACACAAACCAAGAGAGGCAGGUAUGUAAUAGGUGCUCGGAUCGUCCUUUGGCACAGGCUGAGGAUGGUUCGGGGGCCAUUUCCAAGACCAAGUUUUUAGGUUUGUGUGCAGAGGUUGGCAGGUAACCGGGUGGAACAAUUAAAGCUGCUGCCUACUGAGUCAGACCACUGGUCCGUCUUGCUCAGGAUCGUCCACUCUGACUGGCAGCAGCACUGCAGGAUCUCAAGCAGAAGAUAGACGGGACUGCUAAGGUGGUGCCUUCCAUCUGCAUUUUGGAAGUCCUUCUACUGAAGGACUAAUUUCCCUUGCACUGGACUGAUUCAAAGAAGGAGCCGAACUAUGUCCCCCAAAAAUCAGAAACAACUCGGCUUAUUUUCUGAGGCAGUCUACCCGCUCGGGAGGAGAUAUGAUCUUGUGGCAGCAAGCAUGACUCUUCUCUGCUGUGGCUUGUAUUUGGAUGGGAGACUACAUAUGAGUGCUGCAAGACAUUCCCCUUACGGGGUGGAACCAAAGCUCAGUGGAAGAGCAUUGAGGUCUCCGGUUCAGUCCCUGGCCGCCUCUCCAGGUAGGGCUGAGAAAGACCCCUGUCUGAAACCUUGGAGAGCUGCUGCCGGUCAGAGUACACCGUCCUGAGCUAGGACCUGACUCAGUAUAAGGCAGUUUGCUAUGUUUCUUCCCUUUUUAAAUCAAGAAAAGGGGCCAUGGUGAAUGCACUUGUAAGAAAGAACCUGGUGGCCCUGGGAAAUGUCGUUUCCCCCAAGGACUGUCAUGGCUUGCUACCAGAGGGGGAGAGGUCAGAUCAACUUCCCUCCCUCUUCCUGUUGCUGUCCCGGAGGAAUGCGGGUGGAAGAAUGAGUAAAUCAGGAAUUCUUAUGGCACUCUGAUUUUAAUCCAAAUCGGAGAAGAAUCCGGGGACCUUGCAAUGCUGAUCUCUUCUCUGAGGUGGGCGUUGCUGAUUGCAUUGUAUUGUUUCCGAGCCGGGCCAGCUGUAUCGGCAUCAAAAAAUCUUCUGCACAAUGUUAAUUGGGAAUAUUCCCUUCUUUCACCCAAAUACUUUUGUUCGCCCUUUAAUAGAUUGACUCACAGCCAGAGUAGCCCUGCUGUGUGUGUUUAUUUGGAAGUAAACCGCACUGUGCCCAGUUGGGGUUACUCUGGGUCGGUAUUUAGGGCACUGCAACCUAAAUGGGGUAAUUGCCGGCACCUGCGUGUUGGGAAAGGGGCUGCAAUUUCGGCAAAGCUACCUCCAACCUUCCUGCUGUCUUUCUCCUUGGUUGGGAAGGAAACCCCUUUCAUUUUUCUUGCUUCGAGUCAAAGCUUCUCGGUUCUCGGAGCGUAAUUUGUUUGCCUUGAAUUUUCCUUACGAGAGAAGCUGCUUCUCCUGGGAAGGUAAUAAACCUCCCGUUAUUUACCACAGUGACUGACAUAAAUCCUCCCUGGCGCUCUAGCGGUGCAGCUGCCAGUGAUUGAUUUAGAGACAAGCUGGGCAAACUCAAGGGGAGGCUUUCUUAAAUCAUCCUUGCCAUGGAGAACACUUAAAACCGGGGGGGGGGGGCUCACAGAAUCUGCCUCGGCCAGGGGGUAACAGCAGGAGGGAGGGCCUGCCCCUUUCAACUCCUGCCUGUGGGCUUCUCAGGGGCAUCUGGGGGGCCACUGUGCGAAACAGGACGCUGGACUAGUUGAAAAGGCCUGUCUGUUUCUCUCUUCCUGGCCAUUUGUGAGUCUUCUUGGGUUUUCCUGUCAUAGCAGCCAGGGCUUCUGCUUCAUGCUUUCCUUCCUCUUCCAGUGUUUGAGGCUGCUUUCAGAAUCAGACCUUUCAGCCAGCUGGCUCAAUAUUGUUUGCACUGACUGGCAGCAGCAAGUUUUCAGACCGGGCUCUUUCCUGGAGAUGCUGCCAGGAACUGAACCUGAGGUCUUCAGAACAGAUGGCUUACCACUGAGUACGGAUCCUGCCAUGGGAUCAUUGGUCUGUCUAGCUUGGUAUUGUCUGCUCUGACUGGCAGUGGCUGUCCGAGGUUUCAGGCACAGGAGCCCUUCUCAGGCCUACCAGAAGAUGCUGCCAGGGAUUGAACCGGGGACUUCCUGCAUGCAAAAUGGGCAGAGUGUCACUGAGCUAUAGUCCAGUCCCCUAAAUAUAUGAAACUGCCAUCUACUGGGCCAGACAGAUAAACGUUGCACAAUUCUCUCUUUUUAUUUUAUUUUGCUCUUGAAAUUCUGCAACUGGUUUUGUCUUUGCAAGGACUUGAAAGCUUCCCUUCACAUUUUGUUUUGGAUAAAAAGUUUGCGGGGGGGGGACUCAAAAUGCAGUGGCGGUGGGACUCUUUAAGCUAACUUUUCUCCCUUCCCGAAAAUUAUAAUGUGUUAAUAUUUUUCUAAAUGGGCCUGAAUGAGAGGAGACACAACCCCGCAAAACUCCCCUUUGGAAAGCAGGUGUGAAUUCGGUUUCUGGGGAACAGGUUGGCCUUCAGAUUCUAGCUACCUGCAAACGUGUAUUGUAGGGAGACCAGGAAAGAAUUACAAGGUGGAAACACCUGGCCUGGAAUGAUGGUGCUUAUGGGGGGCUGUUGGGGAUAAGAAUGGACAGGAUCCUCUUUUGCAUGCAGAUUUGAACGGUUGGCACUUUUUUGGAAGGUUGCAUAGCACAAAUUUUCUCAUCUAAGGUUCCUGGUGUUGUUGAUCUCUUCUUCUUAGCUGGUGUUUUUUUAAAAUAUUUCUCUGUUUUCUUUUUCUUUUUGAAACUGUUGUAAAUAAAAGAUUUUGACAUUUGA